Messenger RNA from Uloborus diversus, 5107 nucleotides. It is a transcript of the gene Ssu72, whose product is annotated as RNA polymerase II subunit A C-terminal domain phosphatase SSU72-like. The transcript is spliced from 5 exons. Gene Ontology annotation, biological process: termination of RNA polymerase II transcription. Gene Ontology annotation, cellular component: mRNA cleavage and polyadenylation specificity factor complex; nucleus. Lineage: Eukaryota; Metazoa; Arthropoda; Arachnida; Araneae; Uloboridae. Gene Ontology annotation, molecular function: RNA polymerase II CTD heptapeptide repeat phosphatase activity. The coding region runs from base 130 to 711 and encodes 193 amino acids. The record is from RefSeq and is a predicted model, not a curated record.
AGUCGGUCUGCAACGAAUAAAAAUUUUGUUUACGUGAAUUAUAUUCAUUUAACAAAUAAUAUUUUCCAGUUAGAAUGAUUUGAGCUCCGAUCCGAUAACUUUUAUAAUUUUUUUAUUCAAUCAUUCAAAAUGCCACAAGAUUUAAAAGUUGCAGUUGUUUGCUCUAGUAACCAAAAUAGAAGCAUGGAAGCUCAUGCUUUUUUAAGCAAAAAAGGGUUUAAUGUACGUUCUUUUGGUUCUGGAAAUCAAGUAAAAUUACCCGGACCUGCUCCUGAUAGACCUAAUAUCUAUGAUUUUAGUGUAUCUUAUGAAGAAAUGUAUCAAGAUCUUCUUAAUAAAGACAAAGCCUUAUAUACACAGAAUGGAUUACUACAUAUGUUAGAUCGUAACAGAAGAAUUAAAUCACACCCUGAAAGGUUCCAAUCAUGUUAUGAAGUAUUUGAUGUAAUUUUUACUGUUGAAGAACGUGUUUAUGAUCAAGUUGUUGAAGAAUUAGCUAGCAGAUCUCCAAAAGGUAUCUCUCCUGCACACAUAAUAAAUAUUGAUGUUCAAGAUAAUCAUGAAGAGGCUACAAUUGGAGCAUUUUUAAUAUGUGAAAUGGUAACAAUGAUGGUAGAUUCAGAUGACUUGGAUAAUGAUAUUGAUGAACUAUUGCAAAUAUUUGAAGCCAAAGCUCGAAGACCCAUAUUACAUACCUUGCAAUUUUAUUGAGCUGGUAAAAUUCAUUUUACAUAAAAAUAGCUUCGGAAUUUCAUCCAGGACUUCCAAUGAUGUUUUUGCUGAAGUUCAGACGUAUUUAAUGUGGGGUUUCCAUGCUGUACUUCUUUUUAAAAGAAAAAAUUGUAAAACCUAAGGAAUCAUAUAUGUGUCAUUCCAAUCUUUGGUUAGAGCUUUUUAAAGUCAGUUCAGAAUUUUUCGCGUAAGUUUCAUUGCUCAAGUUAAAACUGCCUUUGAUAGAUUUUUUUUUUAUUGACAUGGUUUUUUUUCCUGUUUAGAUUCAAGUUAUAAGUUGGGACCUAUGUUUAAUUAUUUAUAUUGCUAUUUAUUUCCCUAGACUUCCAAUAAAAUGUAAACAGAAUAUUUAGCAAUAACUAAUCUUGUUACUUUUAAUUUUUAAAAAUAUAACUGUUUGAGUUUAGAAAUCACUAAUAUAUUUGUAACAUUGAAGCAACAUUAGUUGUUCGGUUGAGCCAGGUGAAGCCUUUUUAUAUUUCAUUAAAUGUUAAUUUCAGAAUGAUUAUUGUAAGAGAGGAGAAGGAACCCUUCUAUUUAGCAUGUGAGUUGUGUAAACAAUGUGUGAUGUUGAUCACACACACAGUGGUGAAUUUACCAUGUCACAAAUGUUGCAAUUACGCAGGGCCCCGAAAGGAAUCCAAAACUGCCCAUGAAAAAAUUUUAAUGUUUGACAAAGAAUAUCGUCGAAAAGUUCGACUCUAAAUAUGCAUUAGCACAGGCCCCAAAUAUGUAAAUUUGUCACUGAUGCCGAUAUUUUUAUUCGUUUUUUUUUAAUGAUUCUUUAUCAGUUGUGUAUCUAUUGAUAAUUUAGAUUGGUUUGUUAUUUUCAGUGUUAUUUAUUUUAUGUGUAAAUAAUUUAGUAGUACCUACUUAAAACUAGUAAUUCUUUGAAAAUCUAUUUUAUAUCAUGGUUUUUCUCUUUCAUCAGCAAACUUUUCUGCUGAUACUUUUAAAAUUUAACGACCUUUUUUUUAAACGGUGCAUUCACACUAAUAAAUCCCAAAUAAAAAGAUUACAUAAUAAAAUAAAUGGUUGAGUGGUAAAUUAAAUGACUUGAAUCGUUUGGGUAGCUCUUUCUUCAUUCUUGAUCACGUGCAUUGAACUGGAUUGGCUAUGACGCUGCUAUCCAAUUUAUCAAUCCAACUCCUUCUUGUCUUUGCGAAUUUCUGGUUGUAAAUCUGCCAUGUGCAUGUUGUUUUGCCCUUUGGACAGCCUUGGGAAAACUAUUAUUGACAACUGAAGCAUAUUUUAGGAAAUUGCUUCUUGUUUUGCAAAACAUCAAGACUAUGAAUUAAAUGAAUGAAUUACCAACGUAUUAAUGCACAAAAAUUGUUAAUUACUGCAGACACUUGUUUUAGGGUUACAAGGAAUCCCUUUUUCAAUGCAAAGGUGUGAGCUUUUGGGUGAAAAGUCAUACAUGGAAAGGACUUUUCAUCCAUAAGCUAAGACUUCUUUGCAUUUUAAAAGGGGUUCCUUGUAACCCUGAAACACUUGUCUGUAGUAAUUUGCAAUUUUUGUGCAUUAAAACGUUGGUAAUUCAUUCAUUCAAUUUUCAAGCACAAAGGUAUUUUUUCGUUAUCAAGAGUAAGAUUAAAUUAGACCCAUGUUUUCUGCGCAAAUAUUUCAAGGAAUCAAAAUAUCUAGAUUUCACUGCUUAAUAAAAGAGCUAUGUUAAGAAUUAAAAUCGUGAAUAUAAUAUUUAAAUAAGGAAGUAUGUUUUUCUUUAUUUUUAAGUUGCAAUUUUUUCUAAAACUUCUUCUAAAUUAAUUUUUUCUUAGAAUUACUUCUUACCUAGUUUACAAGUUAGUCUAGGUUCAUAAUUGGAUUACUUGUAUUCAAUUGUUUGUCACAAAUAAUGGUGCUGGACAUUUUUCUAGUGUAAAUGAAAGUGUGCUGUUCAGUUUUUAUUUAAAAUUGCUAUCUUUACUGAAGAUACUUUGUAAAUGUCUUGCUGGCAAAUCUUCCUUUGUAUAUUUUCAAGAAUAGAUUUAAAUGAAAAUUCUAUGUCUCAAAGGCAGGCAGAAGGCACUGAAGCUUCUGUUGGAAGUUUUAAAGUUUUGUAAAACCAAGAUUGGUAUUCAACCAUUUCAUUAAAAAAAAUUCAUGUUGAAUGUUGUGCAGUGUAGGAACAACACAACAUUGGGACAACCACCAGACUUUAAAAAAAAAAAAAAAUCCAUGUUUAGGUUCCUGGUUACUUUUUUUGUGGGGGGGGGGGUCAUUUUUUAGUUUUGUGUAACUCAUUUCAAAUAACAACUAGUUAUAAACGCCGACUUUCCAAAAAACCCAAGGGAUGUACUGCAGUGCAUUGCCAUUUUGAAGGAAAGUCAAUAGGAUUGAGGAAAGUGAAACAUGCUCAGUCAAUAUUGAUGUGUCUGUUUCAUAUUUUGUAACAUUCUUUUAUUGAAAUUUUCCCUACAAUCCCCUCAAAAUAUUGACACUUAUGCAACUUAAGAAAUCAAAGAAAAGUUGGUGAAUCUUUUUUACAACAUUUUAUAACAAUAUUCAUCUAUAAAAAUAUCCAUUGAGUUUGUUUUGUAGACAAGCUCAUUCAAUAAAGCAACUGAAUGAUUAUGUUAGAAAAGGGUUAAAUUUCUCAAACAAAUCCCAUAUGUUUUAAAAUAUGCUUGUAACACACACAGUUCACAGCUGAUACUAGGUUCAAAAAAUUACUUUUUCUUUGAACAACUUUUAAUUAGAGAGGCACCGGAUAUUCAGUUGGUAUUCGAUAUACUGCAUAUUCGACAGGAAAACCGAAUAUUCCGUUCAACUGAAUGCUUCCAUACUUACCAACCGAAUUGUAAAAAAAAUUAAAUGUUUGUUAAUUUUGUUACAUUCAAAGUAUUUUUGAUGUAAGGAGGAACACUUGAGUGUUUAAUUUAAAUUUUGUUGCUUUUCAAUUUUUGUUGAAUCUUAUGACACAUUACAUUAUCCUUUCUAUUACAAACUCAUUCAAAUAUGACACAAUUACCAGACGGGAAAAACUCAUUUUAUUAAAAGAAGUAACAAACGUAUGAAGUCAAUUUACUACUACUUUGUAUCAACUGCUAUUUUUUUACAUAAAUAUGUUGCUAAAUAAGGGAAACACCUUUAUAUUAAAUUUUGCAGCACUUUAAUUUUUAAAGUUUUACACCGUAUGAAAUAUUAAAUAUUGUUUAAAACAACCUAACUAAAAUUAAUAAUUGUAAUCAGUUUAAUAAUCCUUCACUUUUAAAGAGAUAAAAUAAAAAUACCUGGUAAUGUUUGAAUUUCAUUCCUCAAUUUUAAUGAUGACACAAUUAUUUAUCACGUACUUGAAGAAAACACUUGAAUAAAUUGUAAUUUGAAAUGAUAUGAUUUAUGUAUGAGAUAACAUGUUUCCAUGAUCAUCAUUUUCCAAAUCAUAUCAGAAAAGCAAUUAAUUAUCCAUUUAUACAGAAUUGCAGAUAAACACAAGCCAAAUUAGUCGUUAGCUAUAUUAAUUCGUUUUUGCUUUUGGAAUGAAUUAUUUAAAAUUAAUAAUUAUACUUAAUGUGUGUAGACAAUUUGCAAUGUUAAAUAGAAACGCAUUUACAUUUCAAAAGUAGUCUUUUAUUUUCUAUCUUAAAUUGGCAUUCAAUUGAAACACUACAGUAAAAAAAUUUUCAACAACUAUUUGGUAUUUGAUAAAAAUAUGGUAAUUGGUGCAUCGCUGCUUCCAAUUUUUUUCUUUACAGGAGAAAGCGAGUCUUCUGUGGGUCAAAUAAUAGGGGGCAGCUUUUGAUUUAAUGUACCUGUACCUAAAGCGCCCUCUUCGGGGGGUGCUUGAAUUGUAAUAACAGCUUGACAGAGUACCAAGUUACAUUCAUUCUAGUAAAGGAUUAAUGUUCAGAAAGACAAAUAGAUUUAUCUUGCUGUUUCUGCUUUGCCCUGUUCACUUGUUUUUCUUUUACUUUAUACUGCCAACCGGCUUGUAACAUUUUUACUGUAAAGAGACCUUCAUGGCAUACUGUUGAUUAAACUUUCCAACUUCGUUUUCUUUGCACGCAAAUCCUUUGCAUUAAUUAUGUUGUCAGGUUUGUUUUGCCAGUCCAACACAAAGGGGUAAGGUAGGAAAAUAAUCUAUAGAAAUUCAACUUACUGAGUCAUGUAAUGAAUUGUUUAGAAUAAAGCAUGGAUACAAGUAACAACAACAACAAAAAAAAAUUAAUGCUGUUCCACAAUUUUUUUUCAUGCUGUUUUAAAGCCUCAAAAAGGGAAAUGUAAUUCCUUUAUUAAAUAAGAGUUGACAAAACUAGAAGACUCAUAACAAGUGUCAUCAUCAUAUGUUACUAACGAUUUCUGCUGUGUGGAAUAUUUUUGUAUCUUUUGCAGAAGAUCUGUACCUUUAAAAAUGAUAAUAAAACAUCUUGUG